Molecule: messenger RNA, 2592 nt
Organism: Exaiptasia diaphana
Lineage: Eukaryota; Metazoa; Cnidaria; Anthozoa; Actiniaria; Aiptasiidae
Product: protein FAM161B
Exons: 4
Coding region: 1-2340 (779 amino acids)
Biological process (GO): cilium organization
Cellular component (GO): cilium
Source: RefSeq, a predicted model, not a curated record
AUGGCGACGACUCAURGACUAACGGUUGUUAAAAAUCUCUGUUAUUCGGCUCCAAGAAAACCUAAAACUAAGAUUCCUGCCACUGAAAAUGAGCGAGUAUUACAUGACCCUUCUGACGAAGAUUCAGAUUACAGAGAAAAGCAGUUUUCAUCUCGAAGCCAAGGAACGAAAAUCCAUACACCAAAAGCCAUGAUGGAAUCAUUGAAAGAACUCCAAACAGUUGACGAAAAAGACUUCUACAAGCAUCUUUUAGCUUUGAAGAGAGAACAUAAGAAAACUCUUAAGCACGUAGAGAAAGUUUAUUAUAGUGAAUUACAAAGACAUCAAAAUGGAUUCGAUUUAGACGACAAAACACGGAUAGCUGUUGAAGAUGAAAGUUUGGUGAAACGUGCAGCAAGGAAGACCAUCCCUGAUACUUAUAAUCCUUAUGAAGAUGGCUAUGAAGAACUAUUAAAAAGUGAUUUAUUGCCAGCUACUGAUUUGGUACGAGAUAUGUCAGUUAACGAUGAGCAAGAAAACAAAGACCCAAACUACGAACUCAGAGARAAUAGAAGGCGAUCUCACAGUGAUCUCAGUGAUGAUAGCUGGUCUGAGAAUGAAGAGGAAGCUCCAAGAAAACGAACUCAGAGCAGCGAAGGUCGUGUUUUUUACAAGGAAAUGUUGCCUAAUAGAUCUACUGCUCUUGAUACUGUGGAAAGCUACUGGAAGGAUUUUAAUGUUUAUGACUAUCCAAAUGAAACUGGCAGUCCUCCUAAAGCAACCAAACAAACUGACAGUUGGUCACCAUGUAUUACUAUACCUAAGCCAUUCUCAAUGACGAUUAGAGAAGCCAAGAAAUCUAAAGAGAAGAAAACACGAUCCAUUCGCCUGAUGGAAGAAGAGUUAAAGGCAAAGAAGGAGAAAGAGGAGUCAGAACUUCAAAAGAAGUUUCGAUCACAACCAAUUCCAGCCACAACGUUUCUUCCCCUUUAUGACGAAAUCAACAGGCAAAACGAGGUUCGUCGACACCAUGUCAGAGAAACCAGUAAAGCUCUUUUAAAGUCCUCAGAAAGACCUUUUAGUUUCAUGGAGAGGGAAGAGCAAAAGCGCACAUUAAGACGUUCAAAAUCUCUAAGCAGUUUAUCAGAUCUCACUCCCAAGAAAGAAAGCAAAGGAUUUAAAGCUAACCCAUUCCCAGCGCACUUGUUUGACUUAACUCUAGCUGAUAAACUKGCCGAGCAGGACGAGUAUCGAGCUAUUAAAGUAAGGAUGAGAUCACAGGAAACCCUUGCUAAAUCACGACUUCCCAUGAGUAUGGAGGGGCGCGGUCGCCAGUACACUAUUGGUAAACUUAGGAAUAAAGCCAUGAAAGAAAAGGAAAAGAAGGCGUUUAUGACGAAAGACCAUACUUUUAGACCUCAGAUCAAUCAUGAUAUUCCUGAYUUUGAUCAGCUCCAAUAUCAAUUCGACAAGGAGCUGAGGACAAAGAAGAAAGAACGCGAACCAACUGUCGUGGAGCCUUUCAAUCUACGAACAGCGAGCUUAUCAGAAACUAGAAAGUCCCGUUCUCUUCAAACGAGAUCCAUUGACGGUUUGUGGAGGAACAUGGGACGGUCUGGGAGCAGAGAACGUCCAGCUAGUGCCAGGUCCCUUAGCAGAGAAAGACUAUCUACUUCCAGGUCCCUAAGCAGAGAAAGACCCUUUAGUGCCAGGCCUAGCAGCAGGGAACGACCAGCAAGUGCAACGUUGUCAUACUCAUCUGAUACGCUUCCAUUUGGCACUACAGAGUCUACCCGAUUGAGAGAAAGCAAAAUUCGAAAAAGCCUCGAUGAAAAGAAAACAAAACAAAAACAGGAUGAUAGGGAACAGCAAAGAAAACAACGAAGACUGCGAAAACUACAGCCUGAGGUUUCACGCAAAGCAAUGGCUAACGAUAACAGUUGGCAGCUGAAGAGGACAGCUGAUGUUAAGAUAAAGAGCUACAGGGAGGCAGACAAAGCAAGAAGAGAGGAAUACUCACGAGAACUUGAAGAUAUACAAAGUCGUGUCGAGAAAAGACCGUUGCUGUUUGAACGACAAUCACAGCUUAACGCUAAGCGAACUGCAGAACGGAAAUAUGAAGAUAUUUUACGCAGUGCUGGUGUGGACGAGCAGCUUGUCAGGAGCUUGGUGACUAAGGAGGGAAAUAUCGUAGACUUAGAAUCAGACGAAGAACGUGACAGUAGCGACAGUGAGAUAGAUGAUGUGGUAGGAGCUGCAACUCAAAUGAUUGAGGAUGACAAAGAUGAAAUCAUAGGUACUGCUUACUCGAAAAACAUUGCUGAUGAUUAUAAUGAGGACUACAGUGACUCCGAGACAUGACCAUAGAUAUACAUUAGAUAGUCGUAGAURUAACAUCGUGAUUGCUAACCAUACGAUAUGUAGAUAGAGGACUUAUGAUCGUUAACCAUUCCCAUCGAAUACUUGUGGAAACUGCAAGCUCUUCGCUCGUAACAUUAAAAAUUCACCAUAAUACGAAUACUAGCAGUAGUAAUAUAGCACUAAGCACUAACAUUAUUUCCUUACAAUUAUAAAAUAGAUGUAUAUUAUUUUUAUGUGGUUUGAUAAUUUAUG